Molecule: messenger RNA, 4065 nt
Organism: Ceraceosorus guamensis
Lineage: Eukaryota; Fungi; Basidiomycota; Exobasidiomycetes; Ceraceosorales; Ceraceosoraceae
Exons: 11
Coding region: 348-4010 (1220 amino acids)
Biological process (GO): endosomal vesicle fusion; vesicle-mediated transport; autophagy
Cellular component (GO): cytoplasm; fungal-type vacuole membrane
Source: RefSeq, a predicted model, not a curated record
GCUGGUGUUCAUGUUGUACAUGUCGCUGUUUCAAGUGAAUUGGCGUGGUGCAUAUUCCCGAUGAUGCGUUAUCCCAUCACCUUCAGCACGACCACCUAGCACAUGAUCACUCCUCAGUUCCUACUGCGAACGCCAACCUUGUCCGGGCCAAGUGUUUGACCGAGCCAACGCUCUUGCAUUGGCGGUCACUGGUGCGCUCCGAUCACCAAUGGCCAGGGCUGCAUCGGGACGCGCGUCACCACUCUGCACUCAACCCUCAAGCUCCACCCUCGCGGUGGUGUCUGGAUGCGCGUAGCUGAGGUUUGAAGAGGAGAACAAGCAGAGACGGAGCGGCGAGGCGAGGCGAGAUGCACGAAGCGUACGACCUUUUGCCCCUUUUGGGCUCUCAGCAUGCUGCUAGUGCUGUGCUAGCCCACGCGGGCAAGCUGUACAUCGGCACCCCGACUGGUCAAUUAGCAGUGUACUCUCUCCCCAUCCAAGUGGACUCCAAGGGCGAAGCGGAAGAUGAUGCCCCUUCUUCCUCUUCCGCAAGCACACAGACCAAUCUUUCUGGCUCUGAGCCCAAGAAGCAAAGCCAAGAAGCGCGCUUGGAAUUGUUGGAGACGAAACAAGUGGGCAAAAAGGCUGUAGAGAUGAUUGGUAUCGUCAAGGAAUGCGGCAUGCUGCUCUUGCUGACGGAAUCGACAGUUAACACCUUGGAGCUGCCUUUGCAAGCCAACGAGCCCAAAGCGAUCGCAUCAACAAAGGGCGCCCUCACCUUUGCCAUCGACACUUCGGUCCAGCGUUUGCCUGCUCGUCAAGCGCAGGCUAGAUCACAAGCACGACCCAUGUCGCUGUACAAUCCCAACACUCUGGGUCGAGCAUUCCGACCCGAUGCAGGUACUUCAUCCAGCACCGCCACUCCCUACGCCACGCUACGAGGUUCGAGCAGCCACGCGGAGGGCUCUCGACAAGCGGCAAGCGUGAGGGCAGCAGGAGGUACGAUGAGAGCUGGUGUGAGGGAUAUGGAAGCGCUGAUCAGGGAGAAACAAGAUAGAAAGGAAAGAGCUAGAGAAGAAAAGUCGACGGAGAAUGCUGAAAACGUCUUGGUCAGCACGCUGGCUGUGGGAUGUAGACGUAGAUGCGUCAUCAUGAGAUGGGUCGAUGGUGCGGUGUUCGAUACAAAAGAAAUCGCACUACCGCACACUCCUCGAUCUUUGGCUUUCCCUUCGGCUUUAUCGCUCUUUAUGGGCUACACGCCGAGCAGCGCCUCUAUCCAGCCCAUUCCUCUGGCCCUACCAAUGGCUUCAUGGGAAGUCGCUCGAGAAGUGAACAGCUCGACAGGCGACACCUCCUUCAGCAAUCAGCACCCUUCCAAUUCUGCCUCUGGUGGGGUAGCAACGGGCUUUGGAUGGGGCGCUGGAGCGCUCACAGUUCUCAGGGGAGCGAGGAAUCCGAUCGUCAGAGCUGCUCUGGACGGAGAGACGAUGGUGCAGCGCGAGCAACUCACCAUCUUUCUCGGACCGGAUGGUUCGCCUGCGAGACGAGAAGCGAUCGAAUGGCCCAGCGUGCCCGAUGACUUUGUCUUCGCUAGACCAUACGUUAUGGGCCUCUUGCCUGCUCAAGGGGGACAUCCCCCAAAUCUCGUCAUCAGAUCUGGUCAGACCCUAGCGCAAGUACAAUCCAUUCCUCUUCCUCUGCCACGCACAGAUGCCUCCUCGGCAUCGAUCCCCGCCGGCUCUCAUGCGGUGCUGACGACCGCUGGCCCUAAGAAUGCGUUUGUGGGCACGGCAGAAGGAGCCAUUUUUGCGCUUCGCAUGAGACCUUGGAAGAUGCAGGUAGAGGAGCUGAUCAAGGCGCAAGCUUAUGGGGAGGCUCUGUCGACAUUGGAAGGUGUUGACGAGGUUCAUUUGCCCGACAAGCCCGAGAGGAAAGCGUACGUGGAAGCGCUUUGGGCCCUAGACCUCUUCAAAGCUAAAUGCUACGACGAAUCUUUGGAGCACUUUUUGGAAUUGGAUGUGAACCCUUGCAAGAUUGUCGCGCUGUACCCUCACUCUGUCGCUGGCAACCUAUCGCGCAGGCCGGAACAGUGGAACAAGAUCUUUGGAGCUCCUGAAGCUUUGCUCGCGCCCUCUGCGGGUGAAGGAGCGUCAGAGAUAGGCGCAGGUGCGGAUAAGAAGAGCGGCUCGGGCCCGGAUGGGCAGUCGGAGGCUCUGGCUGUUCCUAGAGCUAGAUUGGGAGGAUUGUUUGCCAGGAGACCCCAGAGCGUGUAUGGAGCAGGCACAGCGGGCAGCCCUGGUGCACCUUCUGGGUCUGCUGCUGCUGCGCCCUCAUCAAGCGCAAAUCCAGCAGCGGUGACCUCGCCCGUAUCCAGCCCAUCCAAAUUCAAUCGCGCGACGCCCGCGCAUCAAAAUCUUGGUGCGGUGCAGGACGACGAUGCCAAGUCUGUACGGUCUGUGCGCUCGGCGCGAUCCGUCAAGCCACCUGUGCCUACUGGAUCGCCCUCUCUAGGUUCUGGCGCUUCCCAAGAAGGUCCGACACCUGAAGAGGCGCGACGAUCUUUAGAGGCGCUCGGACGUUACCUAGCGGACCGUCGACGCAUUUUCAAGCCUUUGCUAGAGGUACAUCCUUCAUCCCACACCUCGUCUCAACAUCCUCGUGAUAGCAAGCAACUGCUUGCCCUGCCAGACCUUCCAAUGUCUUCUUUCGACGUGGACGAUCUCACGGCUAUCGCCCAGGCCGUCGACACGGCUCUCUUCAAGACCUUUUUGAGCGUGAAGCCCGCCUUGCUUGGUUCGCUUUGUAGAGUGGAGAAUUGGUGCGAGGUUGGACAGGUGGAAGAGCUGUUGCUGGACAAGGAGCGCUUCUCGGAACUUAUCGCCCUCUAUGGCGGAAAGAAUAUGCAUGCGAAAGCUUUGAGAUUGCUAAGAAACUUGGGAGAGGAGGAGGAAGACGAAGACGAAAAGAUUGGACCGACGAUUCGUUACUUGCAGAACCUUGGACCUGAACACAUCGAUGUCAUUCUCGAAGCUUCUCAUUGGGUACUCACGACUAAUCCGGACCUAGGUAUGGAGGUCUUCUGUGAGGACACUGGCAAGGUGUCCGAGCUGCCUCGUCACGCCGUCGUUGCGGACUUGGAAAAAUUCGACGCGCGCCUGUGCAUUCGGUACUUGAGGCACAUCAUCAUCACUCUCGGAGAAGGCGACCCAGCACUGCACGAGAAGCUGGCCUUGCUGCUGCUUCGUCGCGUCACGUCGAGCGUGCGCGCUGCUUCGACGGACACGCAAGCCGGAUCUGAUCGGCAGGAAGGUGUGCAGCAGCUGGCUAGCUUUUUGCAGCUUUCGCAUCAGUACAGGGCGGAGAAGAUUUUGAGUCGAUUGCCAGCUUCAGAGUCGGAUGACGAUUUGCUAGAGAUUAGGGCGCUCCUUUUGGGCAGAUUGGGUCAGCACGAAUCGGCCUUGAAGAUCUACGUCGGUAGGCUGCAGGACCAUGAGAAGGCGGAAGAGUACUGCAGAAAGGUUUGGAACGCUUCUGCGCAUACUGAGUGGGACUCCAAGGAGCUGGAAGUGGAAGCGGGAGAGGCGAAGCAGAAGGGCAAAGAUGUGUUUUUGAUCUUGCUCAAGCUGUACUUGAGAGCAUCCGAGUUCAAAGAAGGCUCGGACGCGUCGAAGGCGGACGUCGCGCUCGAACAUCUAGCUCCCGCUCUCGCACUGAUCAGCAGGCAGGGAGCUCGAAUAGAUGCCAAGUCAGCGCUGGACCUGCUUCCUCCCCUCGUCCCACUUCAAGAUAUCCUUCCCUUUGCGCUCAAGACGCUACAAACGCAAUCCAGCGUCUUGGCCAACAAGAAGGUGUUGAGAGGCGUGAUGGAGAGCAGAAAGUUGGGAUUGGAAGAGGGCUUGAUCAGGUUGAGGAGUCGGAGGGUCAAGGUUACGGAAGGUAGGACUUGUCCUAGAUGCUUGAAGAGAUUGGGGAAUAGCGUCAUUGCCGUCGUCAAUACCAACGGUGCCGUCUUGCACUACUCGUGCAGAUGAGAAGGCGAGGCAACAAAAUCGUUCGCUUUUCCCCUUCCCUCCCCCCCCCCCCCCC